AUGGCGAAUUGGCGAUUGGCGAAGAUGGGUGGAGUCGAUGCUGGCCACUCAGUGUUUUACGGCGUGGCCACGUCACCCGACGGCCACCGUCCUCGGUCGCGGGCUUCCUACGGCGGCCGCCCCCGGCAUCCUACGGAGUCCCUCGCCGGCUUCUACGGCCUCCGUCUCCUCAUCGUUGCCGGCGUCCCAUCGUCACCCCGUCGUGCCAUCGCUCCCACCAGCCGCCUCCCACCCCGUGCCCACGCCACGCGACGGUUCCAUCUCCUCCGCCCCGACACCCUCCCCCUCGCGCAGCCCCGACGCCCUCCGCCCUCCCCCUCCUCUCCGUCCGCCACCCCCCGCGCUCGGCACCCUCCUCCUCCGCCUCCUCCAUCCGCAUCGCGGCGCCGAGCGCCGCCACACCGCGAAGAUGACUCGGCGCGGCGACGCCGUGCCCCACCGCGCCGCGGCGGGAGCGACGCGUGGACCUCCUCACCACGAAGACUGCGCGGCCGCCGCCUCCACGCCGCCGGAGACCGAGCUGUGAACGGAUCGGCGGCUGCCUCCCCCCACGUCCUCCUCGCGCAACCCCAGACAACGGCCGACCUUCCGCCAGCCCGAAUCGGCCGUUUUUCUGACCGCCGGAGCUGCUCCGCCGCCCACAGUGAGCACCGGUACCCCCUCCGCCGCGCUGCCACCUCCCCCCUCCUCCAGCGUCUGCCGGCGCCCUUCCCGUCCCUCGGCGCCGCCUGCGAGCACAGCCACGACAUCGUGUGCUGCAGCGGCUCUAGCACCGCCGCAGGACACUGCGAGCUCGGUGCCCCCCGCCGGCGCGGCCCGGAGGAAGCUGCCCACCGUCCCAAAGCCGACGUGAACCCCAGCGUCCUCUUCUGCGCAACCUGCAGCCCCCACAGGCAACCAGCGGCAGCCACCAUCUUCACCAACUCUGGCAUGGAGGAUGCACACAACCUGCUCGAGGGAAUAGCUGCAAGAUGCUACAGUGAUGAUGUAGGAUAUCCUGGAAUUACAGUCAUACCUCAGCAACGUCGAAUCUCCAAGUCAAACCUUCUGAAGGAAGAGGAAUCUGGAUAUUAUGUGGACAAGCAGUUCAAUCUAAACACACGUCCGAUCGAUGUUGGAGAAAGCAAGGUACAUGUAUCUUGGGGGCAGAAAUAACAGUAAAUUAUUUGUUCAUCUUGUUAUUAUGAGCAAAUUGAUUUGAUCAAUGUCAAAUGAUAAAAAUACUUUCGAGGGGAUCGUGUGUAAACUACACAUUUCUAUUUACAUGAA
Messenger RNA from Panicum hallii, 1269 nucleotides. RefSeq names its product serine/arginine repetitive matrix protein 1-like. The record is from RefSeq and is a predicted model, not a curated record. Bases 1 to 1155 code for a protein of 384 amino acids. The transcript is spliced from 5 exons. NCBI's taxonomy places the organism in Eukaryota, Viridiplantae, Streptophyta, Magnoliopsida, Poales, Poaceae.